AUGGUCCGCGGCGCACAAUACGACAACGGUAUUCCCCAGAGCGAUAACCCUAUCGGGAACGGUCCCAGCAAGGCCCACGGAGUCGGCGACGAGCCCGCAGACAUGACCCAUCCCCACAAGAUCCACCCAAUGCCAGAGGAGACUGGCUCCGGCCGCAAGGUUCACCCUGGCUUGCCUACCGAGGGUGAGCCUCACCUUCAGGGUGGUACUGCGAAACCUAUUACCCUCGAUGAGAAGAACACUGCUGGCAAACAUUGA
Messenger RNA from Penicillium egyptiacum, 258 nucleotides. NCBI's taxonomy places the organism in Eukaryota, Fungi, Ascomycota, Eurotiomycetes, Eurotiales, Aspergillaceae. The record is from the annotation of a GenBank genome assembly.